Molecule: messenger RNA, 872 nt
Organism: Eptesicus fuscus (big brown bat)
Lineage: Eukaryota; Metazoa; Chordata; Mammalia; Chiroptera; Vespertilionidae
Gene: HDGFL1
Product: HDGF like 1
Exons: 1
Coding region: 66-803 (245 amino acids)
Biological process (GO): regulation of transcription by RNA polymerase II
Cellular component (GO): nucleus
Molecular function (GO): transcription coregulator activity; double-stranded DNA binding
Source: RefSeq, a predicted model, not a curated record
CCAGCGUCGUCUCCUCCCCGGCCGCCACCGCCGCCGCCACCACCAGGGCCGGUCCUCUCACCGCCAUGUCGGAUUACUGCUCUCCCAAGUACCAGAGCGGGGACCUGGUAUUUGCCAAACUCAAGGGCUACGCGCACUGGCCCGCCAGGAUCGAGCACAUGGCCGAACACAACCGAUACCAGGUGUUCUUUUUCGGGACGCACGAGACGGCCCUCCUGGGCCCCAAACACCUCUUCCCGUACGCCGAGUGCAAGGAGAAGUUCGGUAAGCCCAACAAGAGGAGGGGCUUCAGCGAGGGGCUGUGGGAGAUCGAGAACAACCCCACCAUCCAGGCCUGCGACGACCAGGGCCCCCUAGAGAAGAGCGGUGCCGAGGGGCCUGUGCCAGGGCCUCAGCCCGAGGCCUUCGAGCCCAGUGAGGCCCCGAAGGGCGGCCACCGCGGCGGCGAUGAGAAAGGGGAGCUGCGCGUGGAAGAGCCGGCCCCGAAGCGGGAGGAGAUGGGGCCGCUGAAGAGGAGCGCCGAGGACCUGCUGGAGGGCACCCUCAAACGCCCCAAGGUGGCCGAUCUGGAAGGCGAUCUGGAAGGCGAGGAGGCGGCGGCAGCGGCGGCAGCGGGGGCGGAGGCGGAGGCGGAGGUGGAGGCCGAGGCUGCCUGCGAGGCGGCGAGGCCCAUUUUGGUGGAGUCGUUGGAGCAGGGCCCUGUCUGGGGGCCGCCGCAGGAAGAAGGGGAGCUGCAGGAAGAGGCUACCGAGGUGGAAGGGGAGGCCGAGGUCCCGGGGGAUGGAGACCACGAGAGCCUGUAGUCACCAACGUCAACCACAAGAGCCCCCCUCCCUGUCCCCGCAGCGGCCUCUUCAGGGGCCCUGAACUGA